AUGUCUCCUACCGCAACCGCUUCUCAGGAUGCUGAGGUGACGAUUGCGCUAACUAAACUCAAAGAUGCCGAUGCUAUGGCGGCCAUGGCUCAUAGAGGCAAGGCUCUCCCUGGCAUUCCCAAUUUUGAUUCAUAUGCCGAGAAACGCGAAUGGCAGCUACAACACAUGGCAGGUGCAUUUCGCGUUUUUGCUCGUGAGGGCUAUGCAGAAGGAAUUUCAGGACACAUCAGUGUGAGAGAUCCCGAGUUCGAGGAUCGGUUUUGGAUCAAUCCCCUUGGUGUGCACUUUGGAAUGUUAAAGGCGAGCGACAUGAUUUGUGUGACUAUCGAUGGCGACGUGGUGGGUGGAAAUAUGGCUGGGUCAAUCAAUGCUGCUGGGUUCCAGAUCCACAGUGCGGUGCAUAAAUCACGUAAAGACGUGCAUGCUAUAUGCCACACGCACUCGGUACACGGACGAGCUUGGUCAGCGUUUGCAAAGCCUCUCGAAAUGAUCAAUCAAGAUGUUUGCUAUUUCUACAAGGCCCACGCUGUGUACUCUGACUAUGGAGGCAUUGCAAAUGAGGCGUCUGAAGGCCAACGAAUCGCUGGAAGUUUGGGUGACGGAAAGGCUGUGAUCUUGAUGAACCACGGCCUCCUGACUGUAGGGGAGACUGUUGAUGAAGCAGCAUUCCUGUUCUGCCUCAUGGAAAGAAGCUGCAAAGCCCAACUGUUAGUCGACCGAACAGACCUCAAAAAGCAGAUUGUGAGCGAUGAAGAGGCAGCUUACAAUUUCAAGGUGGCAAGCACUCCAGAAACUCUCUUUGCUGAGUUUCAGCCGCAUCUGCGGUAUGAGGAAUAUCUUUGCAAAGGCGACUUCAAGUCUUAG
Penicillium subrubescens is the source of this 864-nucleotide messenger RNA. RefSeq lists its product as uncharacterized. The record is from RefSeq and is a predicted model, not a curated record. Bases 1 to 864 code for a protein of 287 amino acids. Lineage: Eukaryota; Fungi; Ascomycota; Eurotiomycetes; Eurotiales; Aspergillaceae. Gene Ontology annotation, cellular component: cytoskeleton. Gene Ontology annotation, molecular function: actin filament binding. The transcript has 2 exons.